AGAUAGAUACAUUGGCAAUCUCCGUUCAUUCUCCCUGUCAUCAAAAACUGUUAACUGUAGCUAAAUGAAAUUUUAAUAAUCGAAUAUCGUGCUUUGACACUCAGAAAAAUAGAUUUGGCCGCACUCGUCUGUCAUCGAUAAGUAUAAAAUUAUAUUAGGUUCGUGGAUUUCUUUGCUUUCGUUUUUCUGCCAUGACUCUGAGUAUGUCUCCAUCUGCGGUGUGCCAGUGCUUCACGCUGGUGUCCCUGUGCACGUCCAUUGCCGACCCCAACUGGAUCCAAGUCAGAAACAGUACAGACCCCGAAGGCAAACAACUCAUCUAUGGAGUGGCCUUCACACUGCAUGCUGCCCAGAACCUCACUGACACAGGUCCUCUGGGUGGCAUAAAUGGCUGGGGGAUGUGGCUUCUCUAUGUUAUGGCCGCUCUGUGCUACAUUGCUGUCCUGCUCUCUAGCUCCUCCUUCCUAUUGGACUUCCUGGGAGCUGGGAUGUCCCACCCUCGACUGGUGUUGUCACUUCACAUUUCCACAGUGGCGUUCCUCCUGUCUGUGCUGGGAGUGUGUGGGGCCUGCCUCUAUGUCAUCUACUGCAACCUUCAGGAGGACAAGUUUGUGCUAAUGGGAGACUGGGUAGGAGGCUGGACCUGGCCGAGGUCUGGCUUCAGGAGCCGUGGACGCGGAGGGUCCGCGGGUAUGCAGCUGUACCCUGGGGAAAGUUUCUACAUCGCCAUGCUAAGCCUGCUCUUCUCCUGCGUGGGCUCUGUGAUCAGCCUGAGAGGCCCCGGGAACCCCGCCUCCACCCAGAGGGAGCACACCGCUGUGGUGGAAGGAGACGACAGUGACACAGAGCCCCUCAUCCCCAGGGGGCAUGGAGUGGGACAGUCUGACAAAGACAGCAGGGGGGAGGAGGUGUUCCCUGAACUGACCCAGGGGGAGGUGGAUACGGCUGAAAGGCUUUCUGUUUGAAUGUGUGGCCCAAAAGGUAAUCUGAAUUGGUAGAAUGCAAACCAGGACCACGCUUGCUCUGUAACAGACUUCAUUCAGCAGCAGUGCUGGCCCUUUCCCUGGGCUUGUGUUGGUUCCUUAUUACUAAUGGAAUCCAGUUAUGCGCAGAAAAAUACAUUUUAUUGAUUUCACUGUUUGUCUGCCUGAGAUAUGCCUUCUCGCCGUGGGUCUGUGUUUCCUGCCGUUACAUAUCAAGGAGUAAAAAAAAAAAAAAACAAAUUUCUUACCCUUGUGGGAGUUUAGGUUCAGAUUCUCAAACUCAACCCAGGUCAGUGGUACUUAAGCUUACUGUUAUAUUUGAAGAACUGUGACAUAAUUGUAACAUGGUUACUUUUCUGUCUGCGUGACCAGGGAAUGUGAGGGGCUCUUGUAUUGUUUUGUAUAAUUAUAUGCUCUUCCUGCUCUUGUAGUUGAACAUGUCCGGCACUUGCAUUGAAGGGAUAGUUAUAACUAUCAUUAAUGGGCCUGUUCCCGUUCAUGGCAGAAGUAACCAUUGGGGUGUGGUUAGGUCAGUUAAUAGUUGUACCUGUUCAAAGCAAGGAAACAAUUUGGGUUAAGAAGAAGUUCAGACAGUGCAUAAUGUUGCACUAUGGUGUUUAUCACUUUCAAGGAGGCUAUGGAACAUCCUUCACUGGAUCUGUGUAGUUUGUACAUUUUAGUUUAACCUGGUAUGCUGAUGAAGAACUAAUUCUCAUUCACAGUAAUACAAUCAGGAUAAUCUAUGAUUUGAAUUUAGGUUUCGACUAACUAUCUGACUUUUAGCCAAUAAGCUUCAGCCCUUACCAUUGAUUUGAACGUCAUCCAUUAAAGGGUGGCCCAUACAAACAUCAUCCAAUGAGGUUGUAGGAUGACCCCAAAGCCUCAGUGGCAUUCAAAACAACAGGAAGUUAUGUUUUUUAGGGGAAACUAAGAUUAUGUGGAAGUCGCCUCACAGGUUCACAAGUUUGGCCAAGUAAGCAGGCCUUCUGACUUAGUGGCUAUUGUAACUGGUGACGAACUACACGCCUCAGGCACUUCUAUAUUUGGUUAUAAGCCCCCAUAGUAGGUUAGAGGCCUCUAGUGGCCAAAAUGUAGUUUUAGUAUAGGUAUUCUCACUGCCAUUCAAAAUGGAGACUGCCUCAAAGGCAUCUGGAUUAUGGGGACCAUGUGAGUUGUUUAUCAGACAGAGCAACCUUUCUGGCUCUGGUGUGCUUCGUUCAGAAAUACAGAACUAUUUGCCAUUCAAUAGGACUUGAUAUACUAUUGAAUAUUUGUGUACCUAAAUGUUUCUGGUUUCAUAACAAACAAUAUGCUAUUAGUCGCCAGACUUGGGUUUAAGUAACUAUAUUUGAGUGGUAGUAUGUUUUCAGAUACACAGCACAAAACGAGAGCAUGAAAUGCAUUUUAAUGUUGUAAAUAUACAUCUAACUUUUUGAUGAAUGCGUUCAUCUUAUUUUGGUGAUUUACUGCCAACUAUAGUGCUCGAGUUCUGAACUAGUUCUUGUCAUUCCUUUAUUGGGAACUCUAGAUGGUGUUAAAGACAAACCAUAACCCCCGAUUUAAAGAAGACAAAGCACUGAUCAUUGGCUGCUUGUUUCCAUUGGAUCCCCCACCCAUCUCAGGACUUGUGGAAGGUUGUUCAAUUCAGCCUUGUCUGGGUUUGGGGCUUAAUAAUGUAAUAUAGACACCUUGUCUCAUCACAAUCUAGCAACUGCUUAUGGCAGCUUGGGUGCCUGUAAACUCAGUCAAGGUAUAUGUCAGUUUCUAGAUGGUAGAUUAAAUGCUGCGGUAAAUGGUGUUGGACUGCCAAUAAGGGGCACUCUCUGGUUUUAAAUAUCAAAUGUCAAGCCCCAUGUCAGUGAAGGCGACAUUGUUUUGUGUAAGGUGUCAUCUUUUGGAUUUAAACCAGUGUCCUGACAUUGUGAUCACUUACUGCAGGAGAAGGGGUGUUUACAAUGUGUCGACAGUAGACAACAAGCUACAAAUACUGAUCAAUGUGGAAUUUCAAGAUUUAAAAAAAGAUUUUCAACAGAAAUCUGCUAAAAUCUCUUUAAAUGUUUAAUGCUUCUUGACAGAAAAUGCCAAAGAUUAUGUUUAUUCCUGGACUAGGAAGCAUGUUCGUUGGACUUCUUUUUGUUCAAGACAAGGCUGAAAGACUUGUUCCAGCACUUUGACUAUAUACACUGAACAAAAUUGUAAACACAACACUUUUGUUUUUGCCCCCAUUUAUCAUGAGCUGAACCCAAAGAUCUGAGACUUUCUUUGUGUACAGAUCCUUGCAACAUGGGGCCAUGCAUUAUCAUGCCACAAUCAACAACCCGAUCAGCUCUAUGCGAAG
This is a messenger RNA of Esox lucius (northern pike), 3321 nucleotides long. RefSeq lists its product as uncharacterized. The coding region runs from base 192 to 965 and encodes 257 amino acids. The transcript is spliced from 4 exons. Lineage: Eukaryota; Metazoa; Chordata; Actinopteri; Esociformes; Esocidae. The record is from RefSeq and is a predicted model, not a curated record.